Messenger RNA from Drosophila navojoa, 2744 nucleotides. RefSeq names its product endoplasmic reticulum metallopeptidase 1. The record is from RefSeq and is a predicted model, not a curated record. Gene Ontology annotation, molecular function: metalloexopeptidase activity. Gene Ontology annotation, biological process: proteolysis. Lineage: Eukaryota; Metazoa; Arthropoda; Insecta; Diptera; Drosophilidae.
UUCAAUGGAUUCAGUUGGAGCUGAGCAGCGCUCGAGUUUGGAAGCGGUGCAAAAAAAUGUCCCAAAUAAAAGAGCACAAAGUUAGCGCUGCUGCACUGGACUCUGCACUAGUUAGCCUCCUGAAGAGCUCUAAGAGUCUCAGAGCCAAGGUGCCCUGGUACUAUGCGCCCGCCUUUCUGCUGCUCUGGCUGGCGCUCUUCUUUGCCGUGGUUAUUCCGCUCUUCAGUCGGCUCCCCGAGAGCGUCACCAUUGCCCAGGAGUCGCAGAGGCCGAACGAAUUUGUAGCCGAGCGAGCACAACGUCUGCUGCAGAGAUACGACAGCAUCGGACCCAAGGUCGUGGGCAGCAUUGCCAAUGAGCAGCUUACGGUAGGCUUCCUGCUCGAGGAGGUGGCCAAUGUGCGCGCAGCCAUGCGAGCGGAUCUCUAUGAGCUGGAGGUGGAUGUGCAGCAGUCAUCCGGAGCGUACAUGCAUUGGAAUAUGGUGAACAUGUACCAGGGCGUGCAGAAUGUGGUGGUCAAGCUGAGCACGCGAGGCUCGGCCAGCGAAUCCUAUUUGCUGCUCAACAGCCACUUCGACUCGAAGCCCGGCAGUCCCGGCUCAGGCGACGACGGCACCAUGGUGAUUGUCAUGCUGGAGGUGCUGCGGCAAAUGGCCAUCUCAGAGCAGCCCUUCGAGCAUCCCAUUGUGUUUCUCUUCAAUGGCGCCGAGGAGAAUCCUCUGCAGGCCUCGCACGGCUUCAUCACCCAGCACAAGUGGGCCAAGAACUGCAAGGCACUUAUCAAUCUGGAGGUGGCUGGCAGCGGCGGUCGAGAUCUCCUGUUUCAGAGUGGACCCAAUCAUCCUUGGCUUAUGCGGUAUUAUAAGGAGAAUGCCAAACAUCCUUUCGCCACGACCUUGGCCGAGGAGGUCUUCCAGGCUGGUAUACUGCCAUCCGACACGGACUUUCGCAUAUUCCGCGAUUACGGCCAGGUGCCAGGCCUCGAUAUGGCGCAGAUCAAGAAUGGCUACGUCUAUCACACCGAGUUCGAUAAUUAUGCGGCUGUGCCACGCGCCUCUCUGCAGAACUCGGGCGAGAAUGCUUUGGCUCUGGUGAGGGCCUUUGCCAAUGCCAGCGAAAUGUACGACACUGAGGCUCACAGUGAGGGAAAAUCGGUGUUUUUCGACUUCCUGGGCCUGUUCAUUGUCUUCUACUCGGAGACAACGGGCAAAAUUCUGAACUGUUGCAUUGCGGCCGUCAGUCUGGUGCUCGUCUGCAUCUCACUGUGGCGCAUGUCGCGCGCCUCUGAGCUGUCUCUGGGCCACAUCUCGCUGUUGUUUGUCAUCAUUCUGGCCCUGCACGUGCUGGGUGUGCUGCUCAGCGUGGGGCUGCCGCUGCUGAUGGCCGUUCUCUUCGAUGCUGGCAAUGGUUCGUUGACCUACUUUACAAACACCUGGUUGAUGAUAGGGCUCUACAUUUGCCCGGCCAUCAUUGGACUGAGUCUGCCCACAACACUCUACUACAGCUUUCGGAAGAAUUUGAAGAUAAGUCACGCCUACCAUUUGCAUAUGAGCCUGCACGCCCACUGCGUGGUGCUGGCCUUGAUAGCCAUCGUACUGAGUGCAAUCAGUCUGCGCACACCCUAUCUCUGUAUGAUAUCCAUACUCUUCUACUCAGCUGCGCUGUUGAUCAAUCUAUUGAGCAGCUUACACGAUCGCGGCUAUUACUGGGUGCUCAUCACUCAGAUACUCCAGCUGAUGCCGUUCUUUUACUUCAGCUAUCUGUUCCACAUGCUUUUGGUCAUCUUUAUACCCAUGAUGGGUCGCAAUGGCAGCUCUAUAAAUCCGGAUCUCCUGGUAGCCCUGAUAUGCACACUCGGCACAUUCUUUGCCCUAGGAUUUGUGUCGCCGCUCAUUAACAUGUUUCGCUGGUCGAAGUUUAUCAUGCUCGGACUGGCCAUAGUCACUUUCAUAUUCAGCAUGAUUGCCGUUUCGGAGGUGGGCUUUCCCUACCGACCCAAGACCAGUGUGAUGCGUGUGAACUUUCUGCAUGUGCGUCGCGUCUUCUACGAGUUCGAUGGCAGCGUUAGCCUCAGCGAUUCGGGCUAUUACUUUGACUUCCAGGACAGAAGGCUGAACCAUCCGCUCGAGGACACUUCGGUGGACUUGACAGGUCUGACUGGCAUCAAGGAGCACUGUGAUACGGAGUUGAUGUGCGGCGUGCCCUGCUUCAAUCAUCGCUGGUGCAAGGCGCGCGAGACGGGCAACUGGCUGGCGCGAGAGCAAGAGGUGAUCAUACCCGGCAACUCCUCCCUGUUGCUGCUGAGCAAAAGCCUUUUGCCCACUGGCAACACGAUGCGCUUUGAAUUUGAGCUGAGCGGGCCACCUCAUAUGGGCUUGUUCAUACAGCCAUUGGAGGGCGUAACCGUUGAGGACUGGUCCUUCAUCAGAAAUCCGCUGGACGAACCGGAAAAGUACAAGUUGCCCUAUCAGAUAUUCUUCUCCUAUGGCAAGGACAAUUCUCCCCUAAGAUUUUACAUUGAUUUCACUAAACUUGCUGGCGAUUUCGAUGUGCCCAUCUUUGAGAUGGGCGUGGCGUGGCAUUACGUGAGCUACGACUACGAAAGAGAUGCGGCUGGAAUGCAGUUUAUAGCCGACUUUCCAGACUUUGUCCAUGUGAUGGAGUGGCCGACGCUAUAUAAGCGUUACAUAUACUAAGCUAACUUAAUUUAUAACUUAGUCUUAAGUUAAAUGUCGUUUCAAUAG